AUGCCACACUUCGCGGAUGCCAGCGGCUCAUGGGAGACCUUCGACGUGGCCAGCGCGAGCACGCAGUUCUGGGAGCGCGUGCCGGUCGUCACCAAGGCGGGGGACCGCGAGGAGGAGCUGCGCGAGCUGACGGUCCGCAUCCUGUCCGGCUUCGCGAGGCAGAACCACAACCUGAGGAUCCUGAGGGUGCACGUCUCAAGCGAAGAGGACUUGUUGUUUCUCCACACCUUGGAAGUGAGUGAGGACGAAUUCCAGUCUCUGAAAAUCGAACAGGGCAUACUGGUGGACUUCAGCAGCUUUCCAGGGAAGAUUAUCAGUCUGUUGGGCAAAUGCAUCGAGUCAAGGGGCGAGGACAUGCCAAGGUUCCAAGCAGUGCUGACAAUAUCCCCAGGGGAGUCCAGAUUUCAGAUUGUGGAGACAAACGACUUCAACAAACUUCCACACGUCACACUGAGGUUUCGCCCUGGUGAUGACUUGGCGAUUAAGCAGUUCCUGGCCUUUCGCCUCUCUGAGAUCAAAGGUAGCUGCAGUCAACUGGAGAACGAGUUGAGGGAUGCAAGGAGGGAAGGUGAGAUGCGACAGUGUGAGCUCAGCCAGACACAGGUGAGGCUGGAUGAGGUCGAACGCUCGCACAGGCAGCAAAUGAUGGAGGCCGAGGCCAAUGCGAAGAGCACACGAAUAGCUCUGCAGGAGGAGAGCUCCCAUGAGAAAAGCAUGCUCAGGGACAGGAUGGAAAGGGAGCGCUGCGAGCUUGAACAGCGACUUCGAGAUGAGCUGGCAGCGGUGAAGGCUCGGAACGAGAAGUUGGACGCUGAGAAUAGGGAAUUACUGGCAGGCAAGCUUGAAAUUAGUGCAAGGGUCUCAGAUCUCGAGCAUCGGCUCGCGGUCGCGGAUCAGGAGAGGCACUCACUCCGGGAGGACUGCGCAGCGCUGAGGGACCAGAAUCGGCAGCUGAGCGGCGAAAAGCAUGACCUGGAGCUCAGGGUGAAUGAUGCCAAGGUGUCCACAAGGGGCUUGGAGGAGCAG
This is a messenger RNA of Ostreobium quekettii, 1026 nucleotides long. The record is from the annotation of a GenBank genome assembly. NCBI's taxonomy places the organism in Eukaryota, Viridiplantae, Chlorophyta, Ulvophyceae, Bryopsidales, Ostreobiaceae.